This is a messenger RNA of Amaranthus tricolor (Joseph's coat), 2527 nucleotides long. Its product is annotated as mitochondrial inner membrane protein OXA1-like. The record is from RefSeq and is a predicted model, not a curated record. The transcript is spliced from 11 exons. Gene Ontology annotation, biological process: protein insertion into mitochondrial inner membrane from matrix; mitochondrial respiratory chain complex IV assembly. NCBI's taxonomy places the organism in Eukaryota, Viridiplantae, Streptophyta, Magnoliopsida, Caryophyllales, Amaranthaceae. Gene Ontology annotation, molecular function: membrane insertase activity. Gene Ontology annotation, cellular component: mitochondrial inner membrane. Bases 557 to 1882 code for a protein of 441 amino acids.
GUGAAUUUUUUUUUUAAGAAAAAAAGAAAAUUCGAAAACAGGGGCUUGUUAGUUCCGUCUCAUUUACUCAAUUACUCCCUGUGCGGCUCUCAGCUCUCUUUCACUCUAAACCUAAAAACUCAAAACUCUUCCUCCACUGUCGCUGCCGCACUCCCGCACCACGCCACCGCCGGCUGCUGCUCCAUCACAGACGCCUUCCGCCGCUGCUGCCUGGUGCUUUGACGUUGUCGGUGCUGCUGUGGGUUGCUCGAAGCCUCGAUUCGAACACUAUCGAACUCGAAGAGUCGAAGGUUUUCAAGCCCUAAUCCCUAAAAAUCGAAAUUUUUGAUUUUGUUUAAGCCGCCAACCGUCUACCCCUGCCAUCCCCUCCUGCCGCCUGCGGCUGCCUAGUAGCUGGUUCGGUGGUUCCUAUUUCACAUUCAUUAACAAAAACCCUAAAAAUCAAAAUUUUGAUUUUUGAAGUGAUUCAUGAUUUCAGGGCUUUAUAUUGGUGCCGGUAUAAGAAUAUUCUAAUCUUUUGAUUCUCGAGGAAUCUAAGUUUGCAGGUUUAUUGAAAAUGGUUUAUAGACGUAGUGUUUGUACGAGAGCUACCCUUUUCUAUCGAAGAUUCAAUCCUUGUACUGGUUAUAUUUCUCAUGACAAUGAUAGAAGGAAAACCAUUGACGAUCAUGAAGCCCCAUUGAGAAGGCAUAUCGAUGAUUUUCUAAGCCAAAGCAGGUCUUUUGGAACUUAUGUCAACAAUUCUUGGACAUCUAAUAGCUUAUUUCAUCAUCAAAGGUCAAUUUAUUGUGGAAAUGGAAAUGGGGUUAUGAAUUUCCAUCAUAAAUAUAUGUCGACCUCAAUUGGCAAAGAGACUGAUAAUAUAGAUUUUAUUUGUGAUGUUGCUGGGGUUAUUAGUGAUACUCCGACCGAGGUAGUUGCUACUCAGGCUACCCCUAUUGUUAGCGAAGUUGCAACUGCUGCUGCUGAUUCUGCAUUUCCAGUUGCUGCUUUGCAGUAUGUCAUUGAUGCUGUUCACUCAUUUACUGGUUUCAAUUGGUGGGCUUCAAUAGCUCUUACAACUUUGUUGAUUCGUGGGGCUACUAUUCCAUUUCUCAUUAAUCAGCUUAAAGCCUCCUCCAAGUUGGCGAUUAUGCGUCCACGUAUGGAGGAAAUUAAGGAGGAGGUGCAAGCCAAGGGCAAUGAUCCUAAUGCUAUAUAUGAAGCGAGACAGAAGAUGAAUGUGUUGUAUAAAGAAUAUGGUGUUACUCCACUCACUCCAAUGAAAGGACUCCUCAUUCAAGGUCCUGUUUUCAUCAGCUUUUUCUUGGCUAUAUCAAAUAUGGUGGAGAAGGUUCCAUCAUUUAAAAAUGGUGGCGCUUUUUGGUUUACUGAUCUCACGACUCCUGAUGCUAUGUACAUUUUUCCCGUUUUGACAGCAACAACCUUUCUCAUUACGGUUGAGUGCAAUAUGUUGGAAGGCAUGGAAGCCAAUCCUGUAGGCAAAACUGUGAAAAAUUUUUCACGAGGCCUUGCUGUUCUCACAGUUCCAUUCACAAUGAGUUUUCCCAAGGCAAUAUUUUGUUAUUGGAUCACUUCUAAUAUCUUCUCAUUCAUCUAUGCAACUGUAUUAAGAAUUCCGGGUGUUAAGCCAGCAUUGGGAAUUCCAAAUAUACCAGUGCCGCCUCCUAGUGCUUCGCAACAAAAGUCCAUGUCUUUCUUCGAAGUAAUCAAACAAGCUAAAGUAGCAGCCUCGCAGUUGAAGAAGCCUGAUUCAUUACCUGCCACUCCUGAACAGUCUAAAUCCAUUAACGGAAAAGCCUCAUCAUCGGCAGUUCUUAGUCAACGCAUUAAAAGUUUAGAGAGACAAGUGAAACAAAAGAAGAAAAAUAAGAAGCGCUAGCCGAUAAUGGUAUGGCGUGCAAUUCUUUUCCCUUCUAAAGUUAUAUCUUAAAUUUUGAUAGUAAAAACUUUUUUCACUGAAUAAGUGAAACCCUAAUUAGAGAGGUUAACUCACUAGUACUACCGGAUUUUGGCUAGUACAAAAGUUCGAAUACUAAAAAUCGUCAUAUUUGAUUAUUUUGAAGAAGGAUAUCUCACUGUACAAUCGUUCUUCGGAUGGUUUUUGUUUACAUCAUGAGGAAAAACAUUGCCAUCAUUUUUGGUUGUUACUGAGAUUAGUGUUGGAUAACAAUCAUUGCUUCCUUUUUCUGUUGAUUAGUAGUAAGAGUAUGAGUUUUCUAUAUCGGUCUUCUAUCAAAGGUGGUGGUAUUUAUGCUAUAUGAGUUAACGUAGGCGGUUCGGAUGGAAUGGAAAUAGACUGCUUGGGGCUAUCAUCUGUUUGAUUUUGGCAUUUUCCUACUGUGUUGAGAUUUAAUGUGAACGUAAGGGUUCGGUUAUGUUGUCAAAUCAGAGUUGAUUGCAAGCUGCAACUAUUACAAUCCGUUCAGUUGUUUGUACUAAACCAUCGUAAUAAGAAUGAAUUUAAUGUUAUUUUUCAUAAUAUUUGUUACGUUAUUCCCAUAGCAAUGAAAAUAACAUUCGCAAA